Rotaria sp. Silwood1 is the source of this 2235-nucleotide messenger RNA. The record is from the annotation of a GenBank genome assembly. NCBI's taxonomy places the organism in Eukaryota, Metazoa, Rotifera, Eurotatoria, Philodinida, Philodinidae.
AUGACAAAAUUUUUUACACUUUUUCUCAUAUUAUUUUUUGUUCAAAUUAUUAAUGGAAUUCAUUUUUAUGGUGGAACAAUCAAUUGGUCACCAAUAAAUAAUCAUACAGUUGAAAUAAAUGACACACUAACAAUUAUUAUUGUACAACGAUAUGCAUGGUCAAGAAACACUAGAACUAGUGCAUGUACAACAUCAACAAUUUUAUCACAUGAUUUAAUUGGAGAUGUUUCAAAUAAUAUUCUCACUUGUUUAUCGGAUUCAACAAUAUGUUCAAAAACCAAUUUUACUCACAAUAUUUCAAGUUUAGUUCCAUGUACUGAUUAUAAUACUAUGUUAGACAUAUCUUUUGGUAGUAGACAAACAUCGGUAGAUUUUAAUGUGUUAACGAAUGGUCUUAUUAUUGGUUACAAAUCUUCGAAUGAUGGUUGGAUACCUUUACAAAUAGGUGGUGGUCAUUGGAGUUUAGUUAUGUAUCUUAAUUUACAAAAACGUCCAGAUAAUGGUUUGGUAAAUCAUUCACCAACAUCAACAAUGCCAAUAGUAAAUUAUGUAUCGAUUACUGACAAUACAAUAAUAUCUAUUAAUAUACCGAUGAGUGAUAGUGAUGGAGAUAUAAUUCAAUGUCGUUUUGCAAAAUCAAAUAAUAUAUUAAAUGGAAUCCUUGUAAAUGAAUGUCAUGGUGCUUGUUCUACUAUUGCACUUCCACCAUCAGCACAACUGAUUUCAAUCAAUAAUACAUGCACACUUCAUGUCAGUCUAUCAUAUCCUGGCAAUUAUGUAGUAGCAAUUCAACUAGAAGAUUUUCUAGAAAAUCCUACUUAUAUACUCAGUUCAAUACCAUUGCAAUUUAUUUUAAUAGCAGUUGACACUUCAAAUUCAUCCAAUAAUUGUUAUCUUCCACCGACUAUUAUCGAUAUUCAACCUGAUUCUCCUCCACAUGAUUCUACCAUAACCAUUCAAAUGAAUGUUCCAUAUAAGUUUACUGUUAUUGCUCAAAUAGGUUGUUUCAAUAAUACAGAAAUAAAUAUUACAAAUUUUAUAACAUCAAGUCCACACGGUAUGCUCAAAGCAGAAUAUCCAUAUGCAUUAUCAUCAACAUUGUAUGCUAUUGAUCAUACGUGGACGCCAACAAGUGAUCAAUUAUAUCAGACAUUUACUUUUUGUACUGUAGCUAUUGAUAAUAAUUUUUAUUCAUCAAAUCAAUAUUGUUUCAAUUUAUUUGUUGAUUAUAAAAUUAACGUAAGAUCAUAUGAAUCAAUCACAUUUAAUCCAAAAUUAGCAAUAAGAAUUUUACAGAAACGACAAGUAUUGCAACCGCGAUCGGGCAUACUAGAAACAACAACCACAACAACAACUACAACAACGACAACAGAUACUACAACAACAGAAACAACAACAACAGAAACAACAAGUACAACAACAACAACAGAAACAACAACUACAACAACAACAACAGAAACAACAAGUACAACAACAACAACAACAACAGAAACAACAACUACAACAACAACAGAAACAACAAGUACAACAACAACAACAGAAACAACAACUACAACAACAACAACAGAAACAACAACUACAACAACAGAAACAACGACUACAACAACAACAACAACCUCCAGAACAACCAAAACAACAACAACCACCACAACUUCCGUUACAACUGCCACCAGUACUACGACAAUCGCAACUUCCAAUAAUAUUUCCUUAGUUCUUGGUCUUGCUCUUGGCUUAGGCUUACCUUUAUUAAUUCUCUUAAGUGUUUUAAUUUUAUGUUAUUGUUGUAGUUCUUGUCUUGUUCCUCUCAAGGCAAUACUACGUGUUCGAUAUGGUAAUCGUACUGAACAAAUCUUACAAGAACAAAAUAAAUUCUUCAAUCAAAAAAUUACUCAUAAGUCUGAAAAUCAAGACUUUAAUAAUAGAAAUGAUUAUCAAUUACAAAAUAUUAAUGACGUUACUGUUGAUUCUACCAAUAUGUUAGUAGCAUCGAAUGAAAAACCACAAAUUUUACCAUUAAAUGAUUCCAAUAAUGACGAUCAUUAUUCACGAUUUGAACUUGAUCCAUGGACAAUAACGACAACAUCUUUUCCAUCACCUUCUUUCAAUCAUCUUCCGACAGAUCCUGUCAUGGAAAGAAAUGCACCACCAUUAAUACAUCCAAUAAUAUCUCAAGUACAAGCUUCAAUUCUUGUAGAAGCCUAUCACAAACAACAACAACAACAGCCUGAAGAAUAA